Vittaforma corneae ATCC 50505 is the source of this 897-nucleotide messenger RNA. RefSeq lists its product as uncharacterized. NCBI's taxonomy places the organism in Eukaryota, Fungi, Microsporidia, Nosematidae. Bases 1 to 897 code for a protein of 298 amino acids. Gene Ontology annotation, molecular function: mRNA binding; metal ion binding. The record is from RefSeq and is a predicted model, not a curated record. The transcript has a single exon.
AUGCGAAAUUUUGGCGCCAAAAAGUUUAUAAACAAUCAAAGCAAUGAAGGUGCAAAUAACAUAGGUGUUCAAGGUGUAAGUAUUAAUGUUGGGGCAGAAUAUGGCGCUGUAUGGGAGUACUGUGGUUCUAAAAAUGAAAAUUUUGACGCAAAUGAUCAGGUUAAUCAAAAUUUUGAUCAAAUCCAUGAUAUACCAGAAAAUGAACCAUAUACGACCGAGGAUGCAGGUGAGGUUGAGAUGAAGGGUAUUUUGCAGUGUGAUGUUAGCGAUGGUCUACCGAACAUCGAUUGUAGUUGCGAAAUUACUCAAGAAUAUCAGCAUUCUCCCUCUACUAAGAAUGAACAGUAUCGGCAUAAUGAAAAUAAUCAGCAUCAUUCUACAUAUAAUUUAAUUUCCAAAUCAUGGAAGCUGGAAAAGCUUGAUCAUAGCUCGGUCGAUAGCAAUCCUAUCAUUAAACACAUCCCUCAGGAACCUAAAGCAAUCUUUAGCAAGAAGUUUAUUGAAAAUCCACUGGUUGAUGAAAGGGUGCUCUAUCAAAAUAAGAGAGUUAUACUAUAUAAGACGGAAAUGUGUAGAAGCUUUAGCGAAGUAGGAUUCUGUAAAUAUGGGGAUAGAUGUCAAUUUUGCCAUAGUCCUAGCGAGCUUAGAACAGUGAAAAGACACCCAAAGUAUAAAACUGAGAUAUGCAAGACUUUUUGGAAUGAGGGAAAUUGUCCGUACGGCAGUAGGUGUUGUUUUAUACAUUUGGAGAAGGUUAGUAAUAAUAUCGAUAGUUUUAGUGAUGGCAGCAGUGGUAUAUUUCUGCUGAUCAUUCUACUGGCAGUGUUUCAAAUAUAUAUAGAAGCACCCAGGCCAACAUUAAACAUACCAGUAUUAACAAUCAUCAAAAUAGCAUAG